Molecule: messenger RNA, 3957 nt
Organism: Cynoglossus semilaevis (tongue sole)
Lineage: Eukaryota; Metazoa; Chordata; Actinopteri; Pleuronectiformes; Cynoglossidae
Gene: ipo8
Product: importin 8
Exons: 25
Coding region: 193-3252 (1019 amino acids)
Biological process (GO): protein import into nucleus
Cellular component (GO): cytosol; nuclear envelope
Molecular function (GO): small GTPase binding
Source: RefSeq, a predicted model, not a curated record
GUAAUGACCAGACCUCAAACAAAGGCUUCCGCCACGAGGGCUUUUAUUUUGUAUCUUGUAUCCGGGAACUUAGUCGCUCCAGUGAGCAGAAGUGGGCAUAGCAAACGGGUUGCGGAGCUGGCAAAUACCUCUGUCGUUAACUGGUGAUACAGUGUUCUAAAACACUGAAGGACCCUCCGGAAUUGGACACAUAUGGACCCCAAUCGGAUUAUACAGGCUCUUAAAGGAACUAUCGACCCGAAUUUAAGAAUAUCCGCUGAGAAUGAACUUAACCAGUCCUACAAGAUCAUCAACUUCGCACCCACUCUGCUUCAGAUCAUCGUGUCAGAGCAGGUGGAGUUUCCUGUUCGUCAGGCAGCUGCCAUAUACCUGAAGAACAUGGUAAGUCAGUAUUGGCAGGACAGAGAGCCGUCUCUAGGAGAAGUUGUCUUUCCCUUCAACAUCCAUGAGAAUGAUCGUCAGCAGAUCAGAGAUAACAUCGUGGAGGCCAUCAUCCGCUGUCCUGAGUCAAUACGUGCCCAGCUCACCAUGUGUCUGCGAGCAAUUAUCAAACAUGACUUUCCUGGCCGCUGGACGACCAUUGUGGACAAAAUCAGCAUGUACUUGCAGACUUCAAACAGCAGCAGCUGGUACGGAAGUCUGAUGGCUCUGUACCAGAUGGUGAAAACCUAUGAAUACAGAAAGGUUGAUGAGAGGGAGCCCCUGCUGGCAGCCAUGCAGAUUUUCCUGCCAAGGAUUCAGCAGCUAAUCAGCCAGCUGUUGGCCGACGCUACCAUUUUCUCUGUCCUUAUCCAGAAACAGAUCCUGAAGAUCUUUCACGCUCUUGUUCAGUACUCGCUGCCGCUCCAGCUGAUCAAUAACGUGGUGAUGACACAGUGGAUGGAAAUCUUCCGGGCUAUUAUGGAUCAAGACGUCCCUGCUGAGACAUUGGAGGUUGAUGAGGACGACCGUCCUGAGCUGGCAUGGUGGAAGUGUAAGAAGUGGUCGCUGCGCAUAAUCACCAGACUGUUUGAGCGUUAUGGUAGUCCUGGCAAUGUGUCAAAGGAGUACAGUGACUUCGCAGACUUCUUCCUGAGAACAUAUGCAGUAGGCAUUCAACAGGUUCUGCUAAAAGUGUUGGAUCAGCAUCGACAGAAGCAGUACGUCACACCUCGUGUCUUGCAGCAGUGUCUCAACUACCUCAACCAGGGCCUGUCACACUCCCUGACGUGGAAACAGAUGAAGCCACACAUGCGGACCAUUUGCCAGGAAGUCAUCUUCCCUCUCAUGUGUUACAAAGACGAGGAUGAGAAGCUGUGGCAGGAAGACCCCUAUGAAUACAUCCGCAUGAAGUUCAAUCUCUAUGAUGACCAGGCCCUUCCUGCCACUGCUGCUCAGAACCUUUUGUGUAAAGCUGCCCGUAAACGGAAAGAGGUUCUUCCUCAUAUGAUGGAGUUCUGCCACCAAAUACUGAUGGACCCUUCUACUGACCCCCAGAAAAAGGACGGAGCCUUACACUGCAUCGGUGCUCUGAGUGAGCUGCUAUUAAAGAAGCGGGCGUACAGAGAGCAGAUGGAGCUCAUGCUGCAAAACUACGUCUUCCCUUUGCUUAACUCUUCAUCCGGUUACCUAAGAGCCAGGUCAUGCUGGGUGCUCCACUGCUUCAGUCCGCUGUGCUUCCGAGACGAGCUGAUUUUAAGGAACGCCGUUGAACUGGUGAAGCAAGACCUCAUCGAUGACAAACAGAUGCCAGUCAAGGUGGAGGCUGCCAUUGCUCUGCAAACGUUGGUCAGCAACCAAGAACAAGCCAAACUGUACAUCAAGCCGUACAUCCGACCAGUUAUGCAGGAGCUGCUGCACAUCGUGAAAGAGACGGAGAACGACGAUUUGACAAAUGUCAUUCAGAAAAUGAUUUGCGAGUACAACCAGGAGGUGGCAGCCAUUGCUGUGGACAUGACACAGAAUCUGGCUGAGAUCUUCACCAAGGUCCUACAAAGUGAGGAGUACGAGGAGAAUGAAGACAAGACUGUCAUGGCUCUUGGCAUUCUCAGCACCAUAGACACCAUUCUGACCGUCAUGGAGGAUCACAAAGAGAUAACUCAGCAGCUGGAAGGCAUCUGUUUGCAGGUGAUUGGCCUGGUCCUGCAGAAGCCUAUUAUAGGUAUGGCAGAAUUCUACGAGGAGAUUCUCUCGCUAGCGUUCGGUCUCACCUGUCAGACCAUUUCACCCCAGAUGUGGCAGCUGCUAGGCAUCCUGUAUGAAGUUUUCCAGCAAGACUGCUUCGACUACUUCACAGAUAUGAUGCCACUUCUGCACAACUAUGUUACUGUGGACACAGCCAUGUUCCUGUCCAACUCAAAGCACUUAGAGGUUAUCUACAGCAUGUGUAAAAAGGUGCUGACGACAGAUGCCGGGGAGGACGCAGAGUGUCAUGCUGCCAAACUGCUGGAGGUCAUAAUACUGCAGUGUCGGGGUCAGGGCAUCGACCAGUGCAUUCCUCUGUUUAUGGAGGCGGUGCUGGAGCGUCUGAUGAGGGGUGUGAAGUCCAGUGAGCUAAGAACCAUGUGUCUACAGGUGGUCAUCGCUGCUCUCUACUACAACCCAGCACUGCUUAUACACACUCUGGACAACAUGCACUUUUCACACAACCCACAACCCAUCACGGCCCACUUUAUCAACCAGUGGAUGAUUGAUACAGAAUUAUUCAUGGGUCUCCAUGAUCGAAAAAUGUGUAUCAUCGGACUUAGCGUGCUGAUCGAGCUGCCCUGUCGCCCAGCGGUGCUGAACAACGUUGCUUCUCAGAUCGUUCCUUCCGUCCUGCUCCUCUUCCUGGGCCUCAAACAUCUGUAUGCCUCCCGCCUUAUUAACAAACCAAAUCUGCUGCAGAAUACAGGGCCUCAAGAUGAAGACCAGAACGAGGAGAUUCCCAGUGAUGAGGAUGAGGUGAGCAGAAACCAAAACGCCAUGCAGGGACAACAGUGCAGCACGCUGACAGGUCAAGGCAGUGAGGAGGACGAUGAAGAUGAUGAGGACUACUGGGACGACGAUUGUUUUGAGGGAACACCCCUAGAAGAGUACAGCACACCUCUGGACUAUGACAACGGAGAGGACGAAUAUCAGUUCUUCACAGCCGCCCUGCUCAGGGUCCAGAACACUGAUGCAGCCUGGUACCACAGUCUAACCAGUCCACUCAGUGAUGAACAGAAGAAACAGCUGCAGGAGAUCUAUAGUAUUUCACAGCAGAGGAGGAGCAACGCCACCAAAGGCCAGUGAUUGCACAACGGCAGGACUUCUCAUCACAACAGGGGUGGAGAGGAGGAAGAAAUGGUGAAAUGGUGUGCUCUGACCUGAGCAGAAGGGAAUAGCAGGAAAAUCUGAAAGAGUUUAUUCCAGAUCAGAGGACUCUUUAAAGGAUUCCACCUGAAACAAGUCUCUGGGACUUCUACCAGAGCCGUGUAGGCAACCUGGGGCUGGUGACAGGCAAUGACGCUACAUCAGUGUGAUUCUAGUCGAGCCGUGUAUUACGUCACAGCCCUUUUUUUUAUGGUCUAAUAACCAGGGCAUAACUGUCAACACUUUUAUUGUUGAAGUGUGUGCAUUUCAGUUUUGUGGCAUAGAACCUGGAUUAUUGAUAGAAAUCUUUGACCAACAGAUGUUAUUAAUGUUCUUGUACAGUGUGUGUGUGUGUGUGUGUGUGUGAGAGAGAGAGAAACACAAAGUGUUAAACAUGAACCUGUAAGUACAUUUGUAUGCUCAUUAAGGCUAUGUAAUCAAAGACUUUUUAAUUAUGUCGUGAAAGGAAGGCGUCGGCGGAGAGGGGCGUCUGUCCCUGAGACCGUUUCGUACACAGACCUACAUAUGAGCAACAAGCGCACACGAAUAAAUGUGAAACAGGACAGAUCAAGUAGAAGCACUGUUGUUUUUGUCAGUCUUUGGCUUCAUCUUUGUAAUAAAAACUUCAAUAUUUAUUUAUGUCCA